This is a messenger RNA of Aedes albopictus (Asian tiger mosquito), 1199 nucleotides long. RefSeq lists its product as uncharacterized. The transcript has 2 exons. The record is from RefSeq and is a predicted model, not a curated record. Gene Ontology annotation, molecular function: nucleic acid binding; zinc ion binding. The coding region runs from base 15 to 1199 and encodes 394 amino acids. NCBI's taxonomy places the organism in Eukaryota, Metazoa, Arthropoda, Insecta, Diptera, Culicidae.
UAAAAUCUAAAUUAAUGCAAACGAAUUUGGAAGACAAUACUCAUGGAGAAUCGCCAGCUCAAGGACCUGAUAGUUUCCGCAACGAACGGUCAAGUUCGAUUAGAAUUGAUGCAGCUGAAACAUCUUGGAUGUCAACGUUUCCUACAAGUGGUAUGUCGCUGGGCGCAUUGAAUAUUCCCGAGUGCAGCCCAUCCGACGGAGAAACUGAAAUCGACAGGAAAGCUUAUGAGCAUUGGAGGAAAAUUUUGGAUGCAUCUUUGGAUCUCAUGAAGUCAACGGACGAAAGAACUAAAAUAGGAAUUUUCAAAAUUAAGGCUGGAGCGAAACUGCUGGAAGUAUUCGAGAGUACGAAGACAUCUCCUGGUAUGCCGGAUGAGAUUUUGGAGCCAUAUGGCAACGCUAUCGCUCGGCUGAAUGAGUAUUUUGGUUCAAGAACUUACAUGAUGUCUCAAAGAAGCAAACUCCUAAACAUGACACAAAGAAAAGACGAAAGCAGCGUUCAAUUUGUAAGACGGGUUGGAGCAGCCACAAAGCUGUGUGGUUAUCUGGAAAGCGAAGAAAUGGAAUCCGUGAUGCGUACAAUUACCAGAGGUGCAUUGGAUAGUAGAGUUCGCAAGCUUGCUCAUCGAAACUGGGUCCGGCAAGGAUCGAUCAAGGAUUUGGUUGACGCGGUUCAGGAUUCUGAAAUUGAAAAACUUAAUGAGGAGGAGUUUAUGAAAACACAGCAGCGUAAUUCUGCAUCAUCAUCUGGAGCGGCAGUUAUUGCAGCGGUCGAACGAUAUUCACAUGUUCCGAGUUUCCGGCAAGGUGGAUUCAACGGUGACAGACCAGGUUGGAAUCAAGCCGGAAAACGUGUUGCAUACCGAGGAAGAAGAGGAGAAAACACAAGGACAUUCUCGGGGCGUAUCCCUGCCGCUGUUCAGACUCGGCAAUGCUGGAGGUGUAGCAGCGUGUAUCACUCAGCUUCCGAGUGUCCCGUGGUUAACAAAGUGUGCCAUAAGUGUCAAACCAAAGGUCACAUUGCUCGAAUGUGUACCUCCGAAAGCGGAUUCCGGGGAAUUAAGAGACGGCUUCAAAGUGAACAAGUUCAGAAUUCUCUCUCAAAGGAGUCCCGACGAAUUUCAAUGGUGAACGAACAUGACGAACAUGCAGAGGAGAAAGAAGCGAAGGUAUUUUCUGAUACUGAUUCCAACGAUUAG